This is a messenger RNA of Suhomyces tanzawaensis NRRL Y-17324, 1515 nucleotides long. Its product is annotated as FTR1 family protein. The record is from RefSeq and is a predicted model, not a curated record. The coding region runs from base 201 to 1367 and encodes 388 amino acids. Lineage: Eukaryota; Fungi; Ascomycota; Pichiomycetes; Serinales; Debaryomycetaceae. Gene Ontology annotation, cellular component: high-affinity iron permease complex; plasma membrane. Gene Ontology annotation, biological process: iron ion transmembrane transport. The transcript has a single exon. Gene Ontology annotation, molecular function: ferrous iron transmembrane transporter activity.
AGACUCAUUUCAAAUUCUCGCAGGGCAGACGCAUGUCUCGAGGUGCCGGCAAUAUUUUCGCCCAUUUUCUGCACACCGUGCCUGGAUUUCUUGGCAGAUCCCAAAAAGUCCCCAUUUUCAGAACAACGGGCGAAAAGUAUAAAUGCAGAUGAGCCCGACCUACUUAAUCAAAAAAAUCAGACACAUCUGAUAUUAUCAACAUGGUGAAUGUUUUUAAUGUUCAGAUCUUCUUCGUGGUGUUCAGAGAGGCAUUAGAAGCAGUGGUUAUUGUUUCCGUGCUUCUUGCGUUCUUGAAACAAGGUCUUGGUGGUGCUGCCGAAGACCCUGUUGUUUACAAAAAACUCGUGAGACAGGUGUGGCUAGGGUCCAUACUUGGGGUUUUGGUUUGUUUGAUUCUCGGUGGUGCUUUCAUUGGUGCCUUCUAUGGCUUGGGUAAGGAUAUUUGGGCCAACUCGGAAGAUUUGUGGGAGGGUAUCUUCUGUAUUAUUGCUACUGUGUUGAUUUCCUUGAUGGGUAUUGCUAUGUUGCGUAUUAACAAGAUGAAGGAGAAGUGGAGAGUCAAGUUGGCUCAAGCUUUGGUCAAACAACCAGCCAACAAGAGGGACAGAUUUAGAAUCGGUCACAUCACCAAGAAGUACGCCAUGUUCAUCUUGCCUUUCAUCACUUGUUUGAGAGAAGGUUUGGAAGGUGUUGUCUUCGUUGGUGGUGUUGGUAUCAACCAACCUGCCUCCUCUUUCCCCAUCCCUGUCAUUACCGGUUUGCUUGCUGGUGUCUUGGUUGGUGUCAUUUUAUACUACUCAGGUUCCACCAUGUCCUUGCAAAUUUUCUUGGUCAUUUCCACCUGUAUCUUGUACCUUAUCGGUGCCGGUUUAUUCUCCAGAGGUGUUUGGUUCUUUGAAAACUACAAAUACGCCAAGCAAACUGGUGGUGAUGCUGCUGAAAAUGGUAGUGGUCCAGGUACUUACGACAUCAGCAAGUCUGUCUGGCACGUCAACUGUUGUAACCCAAUGACUGACAGUGGUUGGGAUGUUUUCAACUCCUUGUUGGGAUGGCAAAACUCUGCUACUUACGGCUCUGUCAUUUCUUACAACAUCUACUGGUUGGUUAUCAUUGCUGUUAUCUCUUUGAUGCUUUACGAGGAAAAGAACGGACACUUGCCAUUCUGCAAGAACUUGACUUUGGUUGAAUUGAACCCAAUGUACCACAUCAAGGGUAAGAAGAAGCAAAGAUUGACCAAGGCCGAACAAGAGGAAUUGUUCGAAAAGGUCAAAUUGCAAAAACUUGGUGUUGAUCACGAAGUUGUUUCUGAAUCUUCUGGCGAAAAGAAGGUACACGAUCCAACCCAAACUCACGAAAUCACUAAAUAAGCUGGUUAGAUUGAGAAUUUUGAUGCACAAACACACACACACACACACACACAUAGAUGCAUCAACUUUCUCAGGCUGUCAGCAAACACAUGGAGUAUCUUUCUUAGGGUUAUGUAUUAAUUUAAUAAUAGGUAAAAUUAAAUUCGAG